UAUUAACAAUGUGUUUUGUGUGGUUAUAUCGGACUAUAUACGUACUAAUGUUUGAUUAAUAUAUGUAUUACUGAUGAUGAUAUAGGCGGAGCAGGCGAUGGCAAGGACGAAAGAGGAGAAAGAGAUAGCGCACCAGAGGAGAAAGGUGAAGGAAGCAGAGGCUAAUAUGGAUAUGCAUAUGGCUAAAGCGGCUCAUGCUGAAGACAAGCUUAUAGCUAAGCAAUCUCACUACCACGUUACUCAUGGUACGCAUGUGGCUCAGCCUGCGCCUAUAUCGGCUCCUGCCCCUGUCAUGGGACAUGGUUACGGGCAUAAUCCUGCCGGACUUACCUCAGUUCCUCCACCGGCGUAUCCUCCUCCUGGACAGCAUCAGGCUUAGCAUCCCACGGGACAUCGUCAUCAUUACAGAAAUGUUUUUUGCUCUAAUUUUUUUUUUUUUUUUGGUAUUUUAGUAGUGUUAUCUUCGAUAAAUCUUUGGUCUAUAUAAGUUAUAUGAUGCCUUUUGACAACAAAAAAAUAAAGGGAAGAAAGAAAAAAAAUUAGGGGUUGUAUGAUA
Molecule: messenger RNA, 556 nt
Organism: Camelina sativa (false flax)
Lineage: Eukaryota; Viridiplantae; Streptophyta; Magnoliopsida; Brassicales; Brassicaceae
Source: RefSeq, a predicted model, not a curated record